This is a messenger RNA of Manduca sexta (tobacco hornworm), 3334 nucleotides long. RefSeq lists its product as uncharacterized. The coding region runs from base 231 to 1499 and encodes 422 amino acids. The transcript is spliced from 2 exons. The record is from RefSeq and is a predicted model, not a curated record. NCBI's taxonomy places the organism in Eukaryota, Metazoa, Arthropoda, Insecta, Lepidoptera, Sphingidae.
UAUGUAUAUUUUGUUCAUAAUAUUACUAAAAAGUAUUGUAUUUCCCGAGGACUCUUGACAUUUCUAUAAAUAAACCGGUAUAAAUUGGUAGGAGUAACCCUUGGUCAAUCAUUUGCUGCUAUCGAAUCAUACGAGAAGUGCGCCAGACUUUGUUCCCGCAGUGCUAGUAAUUGUGUUGUAUUGUGCAUAUUUCAAAGUCUAAGAAUCUCAUUCAGCAAUAAUAAGUCAGCAUGAGGAUACAAAAAUUUAACACAUUGUUGGCCAAAGAGUCGAAGCCGCAUGUCCUAAAAAACUGCAGUCUCGUUAUAGACGCACAGAACUAUUUCUAUGAAAUGUACAAGAAAAGUGAGCUUUCGGCUAAUUACGGCUGUGAAAGUAACCAUUUUGCGAAUUUCUUGAAAAAUGAACUCGGCAAGUUUAUCAAAGCCAAUGUAAAGUGUUACUUUAUUUUCAAAGGAGGGUCGAAAGAUAUCGAAAAGCGACGCAAUAAAAAAAUGACUCAGUAUUACGGAAACUUUGUAUCGACAGUGUUCAUGAAAACUAUUUGCAGACAGGUGCUGGAAGAGAUGGGCUUCGACUACGUUAUAUGCGAAUUGGAAGCCAAGGAGCAAUGUGUCGCGCUCGCUAACAAACUGAAAUAUCCAACCAUGAGCAACGACAUUGAAGUAGGCAUCUUAAGUAAUUCCUACAUCAAUUAUUAUCAAGUUUCUUUCAAUCCUACCACGAAUGGCAUUCAGUGUAAAUUGCUACGAUUUAGCAAUUUCUUAAGAAAAUAUAAAUUAACUAUAGAGAAGUUUUCCGUUUUUAUUUUGGUUACCGACACAACAAUUUAUCCCGAAGGAUUUUUCGCUGACUUUUUGAAAAGAUUUGAAGUACGAAAUCAGCUUGCUGCUCAAUAUGAAAUAAUACUUCGAUGGCUAUCAAGUCAAUCAAAAGACGAAGCUCUUAAUGAAGUUACAAAAACAUUCAAACCGAAAGAAAGGAAUGAUAUCUUACUAAAAGAAAAGGAUAUAUUAAAUGCGCUUCGCACUCCACCGUCACUCGGUAUACCCUAUCAUUACUUCUUUAACAAACAACAGAUCCACAUUACGCCUAAUGAUCUGCAGUGGUUCGAGAAAGGCAUAGCUUUAAGAUACAUCGCCAUACCGUAUAUAAACUUGUACACCCAGGGUAUUAUCGAUGGUGGUUGGGCAUUUCAUGACCGUUCAAUGCCUGAUGCACUCCUGUUUUCUGCGGACAUCAUCAAGUAUGCCCUCAACUUAUUAUCCAACUACAGCAGAGACUCUUUCCAAAUUGAAAGAGAUAAUGGCGAAAGUAUUAAAGUUAGCACGAAAAUGCCGGAUGUUCCAAAACCAGAUUAUACGGUCAGCAACGUCAUAUUCGAGGACGGUUGGGAUCGCGUCGAAAAGCUUCGUUUAUUGAACAUUUUUAUAGGCACACUAUCAGAGGUGCCAAAUGGGAAUUCUUGCAAGCAUUGCCGUGUGAGGCAAGAUUGUUGAUGGUGGCUCUGGUCUACAUGGCGCAGAAGCACGACACGUGGGGGGAACGCGAGGCGUACAGCGUGCUGCUGUCGUUCGCGGUGCUAUGCAACGACGACAUCAAUAUGGAAAAGCACGACCGCGACUGCGCCCUUCUAGACCUCACUCAAAAUUACAUGACGGAAUGUGAAAUUGAUAAAACGCUAGUUUACCCCAUGUUCCAGUUCCAAUACUGUCUCGAGCAUAUGAAUUAUUUGAACGCGCUAUGUGGUUUCCAAUACAAAGCUACAAUUUACAGCAAAACCAAUAACAGCAAGUUAAUCUAUAAUGUUCUGAAGAAGUUAAAUGAGUCCGAUGUUGAUCCACUCGCACAAAUAUCCCAGAUUUUGAAAUCGGCGCCGACUGUUGUAAACUUUAUAAAGAAGCUUGUAGACACAAACAAAAGAAUCAUGCCAUUUAAAAAUUUAUUGUAAGGUAAUGAAACCCUCGGAGGCGCACAAUUUUUAAAUCUUCAUAAAAUCCUUUAAUAAAUAAUAUAAGAGAAACCUUUGAUUAAAUUGCAACAUAACUACAUAUUAUAAAUUUAAUAUUAAAAGAACUAAUAAAUAACGUCAGUAUGAACAAAUAACACCUAAAGCAUAGAUAGUGGGCCUUGUUAGGAACCGGGCUAUCUUCAGUUUGUCGAUUGAUAUAUCUCAAUUCGCUAAAUAUACAUCUUAUUGUUUAGGUCAUGUUCACAUUUCGUUAAGGAUCUAAAUAUAUCAUGAUAUCCUGUUCCAACAAUGCCCGCCCUCGGAUAUUGAAGCGACUUAAUACUAAUUGUAUUAAAUAUUAUUGUGCUAAGAAGUUUUUUAAAACCAUUUUUUUUUUAUUCUAUUUAGAAGUAUUUUUUUAUGUUCUUGGGCUCACCAUUUCUCGGGCUGUAUUUACACCCAUACUGUUACAAUAUUUUGUAUAAAACAUUUACGAGUUGAUUACGGUAGUUUACGAUUAAGUUAUAUCUAUCUAUGUAUCAUUGAAUGAAUCAAUAUUUUUUUAUUUUAUAUAAAAAAUACAUUUAUUACAUAAAAUUUAGUAUAGCGGUGGGAGAAUUCAUUUUUGUAAUAUACUAGCUUUUGCCUGCAGCUCAGCCCGCGUGUCAAGUUUUUCCGGCAUAAAAAGCAGCACUAGAAAGUAGUACAGCUUCCUAUUAGUGAAAAAAUCAAAGUCAGUUCAGUAGUUCUUGAGAUUUGCGCGGUCAAACAAAGAUAAAAACUUAACUUUUUAUAACAAGAUUAAAUCAAUGUUACUAAAAUUAUCAUGAACAAGCUUUGUCUAUGGGUAUGUUUUUCGUAGGUAACCUAUUCAGCUAUUUUAGUUCAUAAAAACCAGAUAUUAAAACAAUAUAAUUAUCACCUUUAACGCGGGUUGAGACGGAGGCAAAAGCUAUUCAUGAUUUAUAUGUUAUAUAAAAAAAAAUAUUCAAGUAAAAUAAGGCUACAGAAGAUAAUUGCCAGUGGUUUCCACAUUACGCUGAGCCUGUGUUUUGCGAAACGAAUUAUUAUUAUAUAAAUGAUUAUAAUUUGAUAAGCGUAAGUUAGUGAGCAUUUAUAUUUUGUAUUCGUGUGUAUAAGUUAAGAAUAGAGUUAAUGUGAGAUUAUUCUUAUAACUACUGCUAUUGUACAUUACAGUGAUAGACAGCAAAUAAUACAGUGACAUCGCUGAAGUGAUGAUAUUCACUGCCUAGGACUGUUUUAUUACUGUACUAUUUUCUAGGAUAACAAUCAGAUUGUCUUCAAAGAAACGUAUGUCCAUUACAAUCCAAUUGUUUAUAUUGACUGUUAAAAAUAAAUUUAAUAAAUUUAUAGUAAUCAAAA